UCACCGUUAUUUCAACCUCACUAUUGAAGCUCCAUUACAAUCAAUACAUUUAACAAUCAGAAACAGUUGCACUUCAAAGUCAUUUAAGGUCUACAAGUUUUCUGGGUUUUUUUCUGUGUGUGAGUGUGGUGGGGGCUCGUGCUCAGACUAACUUCAACCCCCUUUGUGAAUGGAUGAUUAUAACAAUCUGCAGCUUAAGUUCAGGGCCAGCAGCCGCGUUAAGUCCUUCACAGUGAGCGCAAGACGAGGGCGAGAGAGUCGGCAUGGCCCAGAAAAAUAACUUUCAGUUCUCCAUCAGGGAAUACAGACCCUCGGAUCAACGUGCCGUCAUGUCGCUCUUCUCCGAUGGCGUACGCGAGCAGGUGUACCCGGCGUUCUUCAGGGCCAUGAGCCACCCGGACCACGUCGGCAUCGCUCUGAGCAUCUCCGUGGCCGGCUACGUCCUCGGCGGCAGCUCCUGCCUCCAAGCCGUCCUCUUUGGCAGCGCGUGGGCCGCCCUCACCUACUACUGCUGCCAGGAGAUCUACGACGGCUACGCCAAGCGGAGGCUGAGCGCCGACAUGGCCGACAUCGCGGCCAACUACCUGGAGAGGCCGGACAGCGGCUUCUGGGUGGCGGAGGCAGACGUCGGCGGGCAGCCCAGGGUGGUGGGGAUGAUGGCGGUGAGCGGCAGGGGGCCAGGGGAGGGAGGGGAGGGGUCCCGCGACCCGAGCGGAGGAGGAGCGGCGGCGGCGGCGGGAGGCGGGGAGGCGGUCGAGGGCGCUGCCGACGGGAGCCACGGCGAGAUGUCCCACGUGGUCGUGGCGUUCCCGUGGCGGCGCAGGAGCCUGGGCUCGCAGCUGACCAAGAGGGCCCUCGACUUCUGCCAGGAGCGGGGACACGCCCGCCUCGUCCUGGACGUCAGCUCGCCACAGAGGGAAGCCGUUGCCCUGUGCCGAAAAUUGGGUUUCGCUCAAACUGCGUCCCACAGCGACACGCACGCCAACCGAUGGUUCUCCAGACUGGCGAGGAUAAGUGUGAUGCAGAUGGAGAAGGUCAUUUGAUGAACUUUCGACCUCUGCACCACCAAACGGCCACCUCCGCUCUGUACAUUGAGAAAACAUCAGUUAAUUUAUGCGUCUUAUCUAAUUUAGCCCAAAAUCUUUUUUUGUGAUACAUUACCAUUACCAUUGUAGUUUGAAAAAAAAAAAAGUACAUUAAAUGUAAUGUUUUUUAACAAAGCAGCAUUAAUCCCCUCAGUUUCAUUGUGUUUCUUCUUGCUUGAUGUAUUGU
Molecule: messenger RNA, 1272 nt
Organism: Pungitius pungitius (ninespine stickleback)
Lineage: Eukaryota; Metazoa; Chordata; Actinopteri; Perciformes; Gasterosteidae
Product: N-acetyltransferase family 8 member 3
Exons: 2
Coding region: 264-1043 (259 amino acids)
Molecular function (GO): N-acetyltransferase activity
Source: RefSeq, a predicted model, not a curated record